AUGGCAGGCAGAGCAGAAGACUAUCUUGAAUCACUUCUCACUGAUGCCUUUAAGGGGAAAGGAUUUGAAAAAAUAAGCGAACUGCUUCAAGAGAGAGAAGUAGAGCCUCCCCAGAAAUACAGUGAAUCUCUUUUUAGCCAGCUAGACAAAGCACUGAGAAAGGAGCUGGACAAGAAUGAAUUCCAGAAUGUUUCGCUGCUGCUGAAAUGUAUUCAGGUCUACUUUAAAAGUGAUUUCCAAGAAGGGAAGAGUUUGUUUAUUGAGCAAGGACUGGUAGCAAAGAUGAGUAUAAUAUUAUAUAUUUUAACCAAUUCUUUUAACUUUUACCUGGUAUCUUGGUUUGAAAGAGCAAGAGCAUCUGUGAUCCUCAUCGACCCAAAUGAGAAUAAAUUUUUUGAAGACUUCUUUGACACUGCAUUGGUGAUUUGCAAAUGCAGUAAUGAAGAUGGGAAAAAAGAUCUUCUGAAUUUAUUUUUACCUGAACUAGGGCAUCUAGUAACAGAAGCAAAUCUUUGCUGCACUCUGCAUCUGGAGGCUUUGAGGACCCUUAACUCUAUACUCGACAACGUCACACGGGAAGAGAGAAAGCAAUUCCCUCUGUCUGAGGAAAUGUGCUCGCUCACGAAAGACCUUGCCAAAACUAUUCUGGAGGUUGGUGAUUAUGACCUCCAGGUUGCCCUUUCAGAAGCACUUUGUAGGUUAAUGAUAAAAAAAUGGAGAGAUGACCUUGUUCACCACUGGUUUGAAGAUAACUAUCUUGCUGAAGCUUUCAAAGAGAUCAAGGAUAGAGAAUUUGAGACGGACUGCAGAAAAUUUCUUAACCUGCUGAAUGAAAGGCUUGGGAAUGAAAGAAGAGUGUAUUCUUUUCCAUGCAUAUCUGCUUUUGCUGACACGGAGGAGGUGAAGAAGCCAUCGGAUGAAAAACUGGAGGAGUUUUGGAUUGACUUCAACACUGGCAGCCAGAGUGUGACUUUCUAUCUGGAUAGUAAUGAGGGCUUUCUUUGGGACUCUGUGAGGCUGUCAAAAGAAGCUGUCAGCAGUUACAGGUUGGAGGAGGAUGGUGGACAAAAGAUUGUUAAAAUUUUUAUGAAGAAACCUGCUGCUCUUACCAAAACGGAAGCAACAAAAAUCAAACUGAUUUUCAGUGCUGAGUUUGAAAUCUUAGGUGUACUUAAGAAAGUCCUGGGUGAUGAAAAAUUUAUGAUAAAUGAGACCGAAGAGAAGUCUGUCCAUGCUGGGAAGCAAGCCAGGGAGAAUGAAACAGUGAUAGCUGAGUCUUCUAAUGCACAAAGGAGGAAAGAUCCCUCAAAUUCUGAAGACAUGGAGACUUUAUCAGAGAACUUAACCUCUGAGAACAGCCAGCAGUUAACACGCACAGUAGCAAAAAUGGUGAACUCUGGUGUUGCCGUGGUUACAGUGAGCCAGCAAACUGACCUGGAAGAUGCUAACCAAGGCUCAGCAAAAAAGUCCAAAACUCCAUCUCCAGGAAUGAAGGCUAAGCCUAGUGAGAAGCCCCUAGAAGAACCCAGGGAGGAGGAAACAUCAAAGCUCCUGGAACCCCCUCUUUUUCCAAAGGAUGUUGCCUGGGAAAAGAGAAACAGGAAAAAAAGUUUGGCCAAGCAAAGGGCUGAAGACAGGAAGGAAGUCUUUGACUUUGAAAACUCAGACUCUUCAAGUCAUGAAAAGGUUGCUGAAGCCAAAGGAAAGAUUCUUGGUCAGAAAGCUUCUUCACAAAAUCAGAGGACUUAUGAAGUAAAAAACAAGAACAAGGAAUCAAACAAGCUCGAGAGAAGGCAGUCCAGUUACAGGAAACAUCUUUUUUCGGAAAGCAACAAUGAAAAUACAAGCACUGGUCAGAGUGAAAAAAGCUGGAUCCUUGACUCUCAGAUACAGUCGGUGCCAAAAUCUGUUGACUAUACCCGAAAAAGAACAAGGGUGAGAAGUAAAUUGAAAGUGCUUCCAAUGUCUUCUGCAAGUAGUGGCAGUGACUACGCGUCAAAGAAGGGGAGAGAAUCAAGGAAAAGAAUUAAAAAGGAGAUGCUAAGGGAAAAAAGCAGAUUUAGCGCCAAGGGAGGUGAUUUACCUACAGUGGAUCAUGCUGAUGAAACGCUCUCAAAAGAGCCCAAAGAGGAUUUGCUAUCACCAGGUGUGUCUGCUGGGGGCUAUUCCAGUGAUAUGGAGAAGGCUGUGCAGAAGUUACAUGAAGCGCCUGGAAAUUUGACUAGAGAAGAAGAAAGUACUAAGCGGAAGGACUCAGAUAUAUUAGAAAACACUGUCAUAAAAAAGCUUAAAUUUUCCAGCUGGGAGACAAAUCAUUCAUCUUCUGACACUAACUAUAAACCAAGGAAAAUUUUUGAUUCAGUAGAAGAGGAAGCAGAGAUCCAAAAAGGUCAGGAAAUGGAUGAUAGUGUGGGUGAUGUGUUUUUUUCCAAGAUGCAACAUGAAGACUUCAGUCAUUCAGGAGUGAUUACUGCAUUUGAAAGCUUUGUUGACCAACUGAAGAAACUGUUCUGGGCCCGGUACAAAAGGAUGGAGAUCAGCACACAGAAUGCCCUGAGGUCUUCGGAGAAGAACUUGUCUGCCUUGCUGAACCAGAUACACCAGUGCAGGCUUAAUAAACUUGAGACCUUCCAGAAGAUUGUCGUUGACGAACUUUCCAGUCUUGAGAAGGAAAUUCAAAUUUUGGCAAACAUGGAGAAGGAUGCAGUGGACUUCUGGAAUGCACAUCUGCUCAAGUUGAAUUCUUUCUGCAACCAGCAAAAACAAAGAAUUGAGUCUGUUGACUCAGCCGUGGGUGAAUCAGUGAAGAGUUUUGCCGACAAUAUCCAGAAUACAACAUACGAACACCCAAUGAAGAAGGCAGAAGAAAGCAAUGUGUUCGUGGUUCCUUCUGACUAG
Messenger RNA from Lepidothrix coronata (blue-crowned manakin), 2898 nucleotides. It is a transcript of the gene SYCP2L, whose product is annotated as synaptonemal complex protein 2 like. NCBI's taxonomy places the organism in Eukaryota, Metazoa, Chordata, Aves, Passeriformes, Pipridae. The record is from RefSeq and is a predicted model, not a curated record. Bases 1 to 2898 code for a protein of 965 amino acids. The transcript is spliced from 36 exons.